AUGGUGGGAGGGUUUGUUGAAGCUUUCACAGCUGAGCCCCAAGCAACUGGCGAUGCUCUUCCCGUUCCAUUUCGGAGCAUGGGUGGCUCGUCUCCGGGCUACAUUCUGGGGCUCACAAUGACUGCACUCCUCGCCCUUCUAGGUUCGGCAAGCCUAUUGAUUCGUUUUGCUGCCUGCCUGUUCUGUCGAAAGUACAAGGUCCAGGCACAAGAUGUCAUCGGCCUACUCGGAGCGGUUUGUCUUCUCUCGUUCUCUAAAACGCUGUUCAAAGAUACUAAACCCGCGAAAUCACAGCUUCCGUUCUGCGCCGUGCUCUGGUGUGGGUAUGAGAAGAUCAAAGCCAAUGUCUUCUUUACACCCCAGUCAGAUUUGAACCGAGAUGCCCUUGGGCGACUGUUCUUUCUCUCAUUCGUUGCCUCGAUGAUGUUCUACGCGAUCUGUAUACUCACCAAGUGUGCAACUCUCCUCCACUGGGCCCGAAGCCUCUUCUAUCGCGGUGUCUCGCCCGCUGCAUCCAGAACCUGCUAUAUCCUAAUCGUUGUCAUCCUCGGUUACUUCCCAGCCAUCAUCAUAUUCUUCAGUUUGCGGUGUCGCCCGCUGGGGAAGACAUGGAGUCCGUGGAUCCCGGUUUCCCGCACUAGCAACGCCCCCGUUGCCUUCGCUACAGUUUAUGUUUUAUGGGCACAGAGAUCAAGAAAGCAUAUGUGGGAAAUCUGGGUACUCUACUCGAUUGGGUUCCUGGGUGUUUGCUGUUCUGUGGGCCAACUACAAGCAAUGCAUCGAGAUCGCAAGCGAGACGAAGGAUCAAACAUCAUGUCCGAAAUAUACCUCUGGGAGCUGGCUGAAAGCACCAUUGUCAUCAUGGUAUUUUGUCUACCCAAGUUCCGGGCACUCGUCGAUAGCAAUAUCCGCAAGCGAGGGAGGAAUCAAAUACAGGCACCAGCAACUAUUGUUAAUGUGUCCUCAUUUGCCGAAGCAAUCCAGAUGAAGAGAAUGCCUAAUGCAAACAUUACAUAUAUCAUGGAAGCCCCCGCUCCCAAACCGACGGUGGACAAUAUGGAAAAUGGGUUUAUUGAGAUACUGCCUUCGAUCCAGGAGUGA
Molecule: messenger RNA, 1101 nt
Organism: Clonostachys rhizophaga
Lineage: Eukaryota; Fungi; Ascomycota; Sordariomycetes; Hypocreales; Bionectriaceae
Source: the annotation of a GenBank genome assembly